GCUGACCAUGGCGGAGAUGGAAGCGAGCCUGUUGCGCCAGUGCCCGCUGCUUCUGCCUCAGAACCGGGCGAAAACCGUGUACGAAGGAUUCAUUUCGGCUCAGGGACGUGAUUUUCACCUUAGAAUAGUGUUGCCUGAAGAUUUACAAAUGAAGAAUGCAAGAUUAUUAUGUAGUUGGCAACUGAGAGCAAUACUUAAUGGAUACCAUCACAUAGUACAACAGAGAAUGCAGCACUCUCCUGAUCUAAUGAGCUUUAUGAUGGAGUUGAAGAUGAUUUUGGAAGUUGCUUUAAAGAAUAAACAAGAGUUGUAUGCACCACCUCUGCCUCCCCAGUUCUACUCCAGCCUCAUUGAAGAGAUAGGAACUCUUGGUUGGGAUAAACUUGUAUAUGUGGAUACUUGUCUGAGUACCAUCAAGUUAAAAGCUGAAGAUGCUUCUGGUAGAAAGCAUCUAAUAACUCUCAAGUUGAAGGCAAAGUACCCAGCAGAAUCUCCAGAUUGUUUCGUGGAUUUUCCUGUUUCAUUUUCUAUUUCCUGGACACCACAGGUGAACACCCCCCAGAGCUCCUUAAUAAGCAUUUACGGUCAGUUUUUGGCAGCCUUAGAAUCACUGAAGGCAUUCUGGGAUGUUAUGGAUGAAAUCGAUGAGAAGACUUGGGUGCUUGAGCCAGAAAAACCUACCCGGAGUGCGACAGCACGCAGAAUUGCACUAGGAAAUAAUGCUUCAAUAAAUAUAGAGGUUGACCCCAGGCAUCCUAGUAUGCUUCCUGAGUACUGCUUUCUUGGAGCAGACCAUGUGGUAAAACCUCUGGGAAUUAAGCUGAGCAGAAACAUACAUUUGUGGGAUCCAGAAAAUAGUCUGUUACAAAACUUGAAAGAUGUUUUAGAAAUAGAUUUUCCAGCUCGUGCUAACCUGGAAAAAUCUGAUUUUUCUAUGGAUUGUGGGAUUUGUUAUGCCUAUCAGCUUGAUGGCGCCAUUCCUAAUCAAGUGUGUGAUAACUCCCAGUGUGGACAGCCUUUCCAUCAAAUAUGCUUAUAUGAGUGGUUGAGAGGACUGCCGACUAGUAGACAGAGUUUUAACAUCAUAUUUGGUGAAUGCCCAUAUUGUAGCAAGCCAAUUACCUUGAAAAUGUCUGGAAGGAAAUCCUGAAAUAAGAAUGUAACAUUUCUAUGAAG
This is a messenger RNA of Enhydra lutris kenyoni (northern sea otter), 1176 nucleotides long. RefSeq names its product Fanconi anemia complementation group L (gene FANCL). Gene Ontology annotation, molecular function: ubiquitin protein ligase activity. The transcript has 15 exons. Gene Ontology annotation, biological process: protein monoubiquitination; interstrand cross-link repair. The record is from RefSeq and is a predicted model, not a curated record. Gene Ontology annotation, cellular component: nucleus; Fanconi anaemia nuclear complex. Lineage: Eukaryota; Metazoa; Chordata; Mammalia; Carnivora; Mustelidae. Bases 8 to 1150 code for a protein of 380 amino acids.